GGUGCCGCCGCCGCCGGUGCCGGGCAUGGCCCAGCUCGGCGCCAUCGCCGCCCUCGCCCUCGGCGUGGCGGCCGCCGCGCUGCUCUCGGCCGUGCACAAGAUCGACGAGGGGCAUAUCGGCGUCUACUACCGCGGCGGAGCGUUGCUGACCUCCACCAGCGGGCCCGGCUUCCACCUCAUGCUGCCCUUCAUCACGUCCUACAAGUCAGUGCAGACCACGCUGCAGACGGACGAGGUGAAGAAUGUCCCGUGCGGUACCAGUGGGGGAGUGAUGAUUUAUUUCGACAGGAUCGAGGUGGUGAAUUUCCUCAUCCAGAGCGCGGUGUACGACAUUGUCAAGAACUACACAGCUGACUAUGACAAGGCUCUCAUCUUCAACAAGAUCCACCACGAGCUGAACCAGUUCUGCAGCGUGCACACUCUGCAGGAGGUGUACAUCGAGCUCUUUGAUCAAAUUGAUGAAAACCUUAAACUGGCUUUGCAGCAAGACCUAACCACGAUGGCCCCUGGAUUAAUUAUACAGGCAGUUCGAGUGACAAAGCCAAACAUCCCUGAAACCAUCCGGAGGAACUACGAGCUCAUGGAGAGUGAGAAGACAAAGCUGCUGAUAGCAGCCCAGAAGCAGAAGGUGGUGGAGAAGGAAGCAGAGACAGAGAGGAAGAAAGCUCUGAUAGAGGCAGAAAAGAUUGCACAAGUUGCUGAAAUAACUUAUGGGCAGAAAGUGAUGGAAAAGGAGACAGAGAAGAGGAUUUCAGAGAUUGAAGAUGCUGCUUUUCUUGCACGAGAGAAGGCGAGAGCUGAUGCUGAGUGUUACACUGCAAUGAAGGUGGCUGAGGCCAACAAGCUCAAGUUAACUCCUGAGUACUUGCAGCUGAUGAAGUACAAGGCAAUUGCAGCCAACAGCAAGAUCUACUUUGGCAAAGAUAUUCCCAACAUGUUCAUGGACUCUGCAGGGAGCCAGAGCAAAUCUGCAGAGGGACUGGCAGAAGGAAUCCAAGAGGAGGACGGAGCAGGAACCAGUGAGGACACAAAACUACUUCAUAACAUCAACUGAAAAGAUUUCUAUUCAUUUUCUAUCAAAAAAUCACGAACUGGGAAAUUCCUUUUAGUUUUCUCCCUUUUCCUGUGCUGAAAGAGAUGAAUCAGAUUUAAUCCUUUCAAUCUUUUAUAUGACAAUUAGACACAAGGACUUUGGUAUUUAUGGGGUGGGUUUUCUGGUAAUUUCUAAGCUCCAGGUUUGUUCUGUAGCUGCACCUCCCCAGCUCUUGGGUCAUCCAGACCAAGGAUUUGGGAGAGGCUGUCAGGGCUAUCAGCUGGGUGGGAACCUCAUUUGGGAUUGAGGUGGUUCAGAGCAGUUGCAGCUAAAGAGAAGUUGAUGUUUUGGAAGGAGGGGAAUUGCUGCUACAACUUGUUGUAGGGGUUUUUUUCUUACUAAAAAUUCCAAGUACUUUAUUUCAAUCCCCUCUGAAAAUAAGGUGCUAGAUUUUGUACUUUACAUACAAGUGGCUGCUCCAGGCUGGGGCUGCUGAGCCCACAUGAGGUGACCCCAUGAGGGACAGAGGAGCCCUGCAGGUCCCACCCAUGGGGGGAUCAAAGCCUUAGACCACAUCACACUGAGAGUGACCCAAAAAUCUUCAUUUUCUGUGUCCUGACUGCUUUGUUUUCCAUUUGUCAUGUUGUGGGGCACAGGAGAGUUGUCCCAGCAGUUCAGCUGCAGCAUCCUGGAGUGCAGAGCUGGGUGAGAUUUUCAGUGAAACAAUGGAAAUUGUCACAAAAAAACAGAGAGAAAAGAAUUUUUGUCUCAGGGACCCUGACUUUACAAAAGGCCUUGCUGGGGAGGAGCUGCAGGAGAGUUUUUCAGUUUGUUAUCUGCUCUGUGGGAGCAGCUGGAUCUCAGUGUUUACAGUGUCUGACUAGAAAAAGAACCUUCAGGUGGAGCUGAAAUGAUCUCCUGUGGGAUUGGGGCUGACUGGACCUUGUGGAAGGAAGGACAAACCAUGAUCCUGGGACAAGCAGCUCUUCCUGAAGCACCCAAAGAUGGAUUCCCCUUCUUGUCUCAGAACACUUUUCCAGAAUGUACCUUCCCCUCCUGAGAGCUGAUCAGCUCCUCACAUCCCAGAUGCAAGGAGGGAACAGAGAUUUCUUUUCCACACAUGCAAAAUUGGAGGAUAAAAGUCCAGGCCUAGAGAGAACAUUUAUUUUUUCCCUACCCAAUCCAGCAGCAGAGCCUGGUGAUUAAUUGCUGAUGUAAUUAGAGGCCAGGAUGCUCUUCUGAGAUGAUGCCAGUGCUCCUGCCCCAAAUUUUUGCUGCCUGGUCUCACCUUUCAGUGUUCAAACCUUCAUCUCUCUGUGUUGCUCUGAGAGAGAGCUCAGGUGAAUCUCAGCUGCUGCCUCCAGGGUUUUUACAGCAGUUUUCUCUUCCCUGUUGAUGCUUGAAAAUGCAAAAUAGAAAUGAAGCAUUAGAGUCCCAUCCUCUUUGUAUUUCUUAGAAAAUAUGAACCUACAUCAGACUCAAUUCCCUCCCCAGGGAGGCUGUGAUAUUCCUGACUCAUAACUAGGUCUGUGCAGCCAGAUCCUAACAGGGAAUAGCAGAAAUUUCACCAUGAGGAUGAGCUCACUUGAGAUUGUUCUGUGUUCAUGCUUGAGGUUUCCAUCAGCAACUAACACCUCCUUUUACACAAGUAUUUUUCACUAAUGAAAGGAUCCUACUAAGCCAAAGUGGUAUUAUAAAGGCUUUUUUUUAAUGUGUGAUUUCACAGCAAGAUAAUAGCUUGGGAUAAAGAGCUCUUAAUGAUUUUUUUUAAUUAAAACCCUGACUGCUGAAGUAUUAGUGUAAUUUAGUUAAGUUGUUCUAAGAGUAAAAAAAGAAAAGCAAAGUUGAGAGUGUGUCAGUCUUCAUAAGCCAAAAUCCUUUGUUGUGUCUUCAUUCAGGUUUGUUCACUCUAAAAUGUUCUGAAUGUUCCAGAGUGGAUCAGUCUCUCCAUGUAAACCUUUAUUCCUCUGUUUUUAACAGGCAAGUUGUCCUGUUUAUGUAACCCUGAGAUGAAGAUCUGAACUUUAAACCCACUCUAUAGCAAAGGGAACAGAGGUUUGUGGCACUGCUGAGAGCUGGGAGCAUGGAAAUGCUCUGCCAGAGCAGUCCUUGAUCUUCUUAUGUACUGAAUUCAAAGCCUUUUUAUUUUGGUAUUUGCUAUGACAAUAAAAUGGCCUUCGAUUUUAGAA
This is a messenger RNA of Zonotrichia leucophrys gambelii, 3222 nucleotides long. RefSeq names its product ER lipid raft associated 2 (gene ERLIN2). Gene Ontology annotation, molecular function: ubiquitin protein ligase binding; cholesterol binding. The record is from RefSeq and is a predicted model, not a curated record. Bases 26 to 1054 code for a protein of 342 amino acids. NCBI's taxonomy places the organism in Eukaryota, Metazoa, Chordata, Aves, Passeriformes, Passerellidae. Gene Ontology annotation, cellular component: endoplasmic reticulum; endoplasmic reticulum membrane. The transcript has 11 exons. Gene Ontology annotation, biological process: SREBP signaling pathway.